Molecule: messenger RNA, 766 nt
Organism: Tyto alba (common barn owl)
Lineage: Eukaryota; Metazoa; Chordata; Aves; Strigiformes; Tytonidae
Gene: MYL3
Product: myosin light chain 3
Exons: 8
Coding region: 74-655 (193 amino acids)
Cellular component (GO): myosin II complex
Molecular function (GO): calcium ion binding
Source: RefSeq, a predicted model, not a curated record
GGCCAGGGGUGCCGUCCAGCCUGAAAGAGAGACACUGCAGCAAGUUUGCUGGGAAGCCCACCAGCAAUCUAACAUGCCUCCAAAGAAGCCCGAACCUAAGAAGGCCGAACCUAAGAAGGAAGAACCCAAACCAGCUCCUAAACCAGCAGAACCAGAACCCAGAAAAGAAGUUGAAUUUAACCCAGCUUCUAUCAAAGUUGAGUUCACCCCUGAUCAGAUUGAAGAAUUUAAGGAAGCAUUCUCACUCUUCGACCGGACUCCUAAAUCUGAGAUGAAAAUCACAUAUGCACAAUGUGGAGAUGUCCUGAGAGCUUUGGGGCAGAAUCCAACUCAGGCUGAGGUCAUGAAAGUGCUUGGCAGACCCAAACCAGAAGAAAUGAACUCCAAGAUGAUCGACUUUGAGACCUUCCUGCCCAUGCUCCAGCAUAUUGCCAAGACAAAAGACACGGGCACCUAUGAGGACUUUGUGGAGGGUCUGCGCGUGUUCGACAAGGAGGGAAAUGGAACUGUGAUGGGGGCUGAACUCCGCCACGUUUUAGCUACAUUGGGUGAGAGGUUGACUGAAGAGGAAGUUGAUAAGUUAAUGGCUGGUCAGGAAGAUGCCAAUGGCUGUAUCAACUAUGAAGCUUUUGUGAAACAUAUCAUGGCUAACUGAACGCCAGGACAAGAUAGGCGCCGAGAACUCCAGAUGUUGGCCUUGGAUUUCAACGUAAUGGAAUGUCUUCUCAUUUUUCAGCCUGGAUUCCCAUUACAGAGCUACAAAAUG